Molecule: messenger RNA, 810 nt
Organism: Aspergillus welwitschiae
Lineage: Eukaryota; Fungi; Ascomycota; Eurotiomycetes; Eurotiales; Aspergillaceae
Product: DUF1769 domain-containing protein
Exons: 4
Coding region: 1-810 (269 amino acids)
Source: RefSeq, a predicted model, not a curated record
AUGUUCUCCAGCGCCCCUCCUCCCCAAAAUCGCCGCCUGAAAGUCACCGCAGGAACAUCCUACGCACCAGAAACCCACGAAACCGUCACCGUAAAUAGUACCUCUCCUCUGCAAUUUAAGAGCGACCACUUAGCCAGUAACCUCUGGGUCCGCAUCAAAGAUUAUACAGGCUAUCCAACCACCUCCCCUAAAACAAACACCUACUUCGACUCCCCUCCAUUCAGCCAAAACCUCUUCUCCCUCACCUUCACCCUCAAUUUCACCCACGACGUAAACGGCAACGACCUCAUCUUCGGGAAUGACUUCGACCACCCGAUCCGCUCAUACCUCCCAACCGGAUUCAAUACCGCGUUAAAGAUCGUUAAGUCCACGCUCGACCCCUCGUUGGAUGGCGACGCAUAUGCCGACAAGCCAUAUCUAUAUAGCCCUGGACUAGCAUCAUGGAACCAGUUCGCGAUUGGCGAUAAAGACGAGGGGGCUGAGAACAAUGAGAAUAUCAUAGUGCAAGAAGGCGGCACAGGAUCUGGGGUGGAGGGGAGGACUUAUGCUGCGGAUUUUGGUAAUGGGUAUUUGGAUUUUAAUGAAUUCGCGAUUCGGAUACCCGGGUUCAGCUUCCAUAUUGGCAAAUAUGUCAGUGAGAAGAACAAUGUCCUGCGCUACGUCUUGAAAAACCGCGCGACGGGGGUGGUCUAUUUGGUGAUUUGUUUGACGGUUGUGCUGGAAGAAGAGGCAGGCGAUAAUAGUGACGAGGGCGAGGGGGUCGAUAUGAUAGACGUAGAAGACGAACAAGAGGUAGAUGAUGUGGACUAG